UGGUCUGCUGAGCGUCACCUCCACACAGCAAGUGCCUUUUACUUGAGCAGAAGAGGGAGAAGGGAGGCUGCCUGCGAGAGAGCUUGUGCCUGCAGUGUGUGUGUGUGUGUGUGUGUGUGUGUACGCACCAGAGGAGCCUCUCUCUCUCGCUCUCUCUCUCUCUCUCUCUGAGACUUCACAGGAAGGGCUGAGGAGGGGGGCAGGUGGCGUCGGAGCAACACGGCGCUGUCGGUUGUUGGCGGAGACAGGGGAAUCCACUGGCGCUGCUGAUCCUGGAGACAGAAGACGGCGCGGCAGGCAGGUUCUGGAGCUCACGGCGGGGGACGGGCUGUGAGACGCACGCUGCGGUUCCAGAGACUCACCGCGACUCUGAGAAGCACAAACUGAACGCAAAACGUUACACGUUCUCGUCCGUGGAUGCUGGAUGGUGAAGAGGAAAACUUCUGGAGAGGAAAUUCUCUUUUAAGCAGGAGUUGCUGCAGAGAUUUGUCCACUAAGAAUAACUUUAUUCUUUUUGGGGAGUUGGAGGAUUAAAGCCCCUCUCUCUCUCACCACAACACAAAAUAACCUCUUUCUUAGGAACUGAGGGAAUUUAGAUGCCUCCUCCUGAUUCAGUCUGAGCAGUAAGUGGAUUAUGACGGCAAUAUUUUGGGUUUUCUCUUUUGCUUGAAAAAAGAAAGGAAAAAAGGAAGAUAAUAUACAUCCAUGACUGAUGGAUUUACAGCCGUUAAAGAAGGAAAGGAUCCCAUGCGCUUUCUCCUCUCUCCUCCUGUGGAUUACAGAUGGGCUUUGUGAUCUCCCAGUGCAGUCUCAUGGAUGGUCGCUCGCUGCCAGACAUUAGGAUAAAGUACGAGGAGGGACACAAACCAUUUGUCAAUGAACAUAAUUUCCUAAAUGAGUGGUACCGUCUACCCGGCAGGUGGCUCGGGCACGAGCAGAGAUUGAUUGAAGUGAUCCGUGUGAAUCCUAUUAAUACAUCCUGGACUCCGGCCAAGGCGGAAGCAAUGGAGGGGAACACUGCUGUCUAGCAGCGCUAUCUGAUCUGCCUCCUCGCUGGACAAACUGAGCCCCCCCCCCCCGCUGCACUCCCUUCUUCAACAACACUCCUCCUCCUCCUCCUCCUCCUCUUUACACCCAAGCAACGAUGGUACCUCCACCCCCCACCAACAAGCCCCACGUGUGCCUCUCCACCAUCCUGAUCAUGAGCAGCAUGGCGCUUAUUGAUGCCUACCUGGUGGAGCAGAACCACGGGCCGCGCAAGAUCGGAAUCUGCAUCAUGGUGAUGGUGGGCGACAUCUGCUUCCUGAUCGUCCUGCGUUACGUGGCGGUUUGGGUGGGUGCGGAGGUGCGCACGGCCAAGCGGGGCUACGCCAUGAUCCUCUGGUUCCUGUACAUCUUCGUGCUGGAAAUCAAGGUGUACUUUGUGUAUCAAAACUACAAGGCGGACAGGAAGAGCCUCGACGCCCUGGCCAGGAAAGCUUUGACGUUGCUGCUGUCCGUUUGCAUCCCGGUGCUGUUUGUGGUGCUGGUUGCCAUCGACCACAUGGAGUACGUGCGCGCCUUCAAGAAGCGCGAGGAGAUCCGCAACCGCCUCUUCUGGGUGGUGGUGGACCUGCUGGACAUCCUGGACAUCCAGGCCAACCUGUGGGAACCUCAGAAGAAGGGUCUUCCCUUGUGGGCGGAGGGCCUGAUGUUCUUCUACUGCUACAUCCUGCUGCUCGUGCUCCCCUGCGUGUCCCUGAGCGAGAUCAGCAUGCAGGGCAUCAACAUCGUUCCCCACAAGAUGCUCCUGUACCCCAUCCUCAGCCUGGUGACCAUCAACAUCAUCACUCUCUUCAUCCGGGGGGGCAACAUGAUUCUGUACCGGGACGCCAGGGUAUCCGGGAUCUUGAUUGGCAAGAACAUCCUGGCCAUCAUCCUAAAGACCUGCAGCUUCGUGCAGUACAGGAGACAGUUGCAGAACGCCUCUCCUGCUUUCGGGGUGGAGCUGCAAAAGAACUCGGUGGCCCACGCUCGCCCCGCCCCCGUCAUUCCUCAAGUGGUAAUUCAGGACCAGAUGCCCCUGCCUGAGGUGACAACAUGUGAACACACAUGACAGGAGGGGGGUGCGGAUCCUGGAGAUGUCUACGAGAAUAUAUACGACCCUCAGGAGACCAGCAGGGCACAACGCGUCACCCCCUUUAGGCCCUGCGGACACGACCGUGAUCUCUGCUGAUGCUCGCCGGCACCGCAGGGGACUUUAGCGAGGAUAAAGCGGUGCCGUGUCCGAAGCUGUCACGGCGCAAAACACUUGUGACUAUGUUAAAGCAUUUCCUUUGACAGAUUUAGUUAACUGUGGAUUUUUUUCUAUUUGUAAAAGAAAAAAAGGGCAAUCACUGCAGGAUUAGAGGAUAUAUUUUUGAAUUGUGUGUGUUGCAUUCUAAUCUUACACUUAAAGGGUCUGUGUGCUGUGGUGUGUAUUUCUGUUGCUUGGAUGUUCAUGGAUGUUCUUGGAUGACUUUAAUGUGUCAAAGUCAGGUAGAGCAGCCAAUGGGAGAAUCAAAGUUGUGAAAAUAUCAGUUAACGCUUGCUCCUGAAAAAGGUGUGUUUUUAUAUGUGACUCUUUGAUAAAGUAUUGUGUACAAGAUAAAAGGCUUUCCUGCUCUUUCA
Molecule: messenger RNA, 2649 nt
Organism: Gasterosteus aculeatus aculeatus (three-spined stickleback)
Lineage: Eukaryota; Metazoa; Chordata; Actinopteri; Perciformes; Gasterosteidae
Source: RefSeq, a predicted model, not a curated record